Molecule: messenger RNA, 1209 nt
Organism: Telopea speciosissima
Lineage: Eukaryota; Viridiplantae; Streptophyta; Magnoliopsida; Proteales; Proteaceae
Exons: 6
Coding region: 1-1209 (402 amino acids)
Source: RefSeq, a predicted model, not a curated record
AUGGCAUCUAGUUCAAAUCCUGCCCCAAUGUUUAUCAACUGGACUGCAGUUGAGAUCGAAAAAUUUAUUACUCUAAUGGUUGAUAAUAUGAGGAAUGGUCAAAAGACAAAUACAACCUUUACCAAGAGUGGUUGGAGUAACAUCAAAGCUGGACUUGAAGCUGCAUUUCGACGUUCUUUUACUAAGGACCAACUCCAUAUGUCAAUGAACAAUGAUCAUCAUGAUGAUUCAUCAAGUGAUGAUGAUAUACUCAUGAUAUGUGAACUUCAAAGACAAAUAGAUCAUUAUCGGAUUAGAGAGCCAUUAAUGGAUAGUCGUUACACAGCAUCUAUUAAGGUAGCAGAAAUUUUAAAUGGACAUUCAAAUCUAUGCUAUGAACAUUUUAGGAUGGAAAGACAUAUUUUUCUCAACCUCCGUGAUAAGAUGGUACGAAACGGGUGGUUGACAGAUAAUCGGUAUAUUCGAGUAGAUGAACAACUUGCAAUAUUCCUCGAUACGGUGGCGCAUGGUAAAUCUAGUAGGCAAGAAACAAUCAAGCCGCCUUCUUUUGAUGAAAUCCCCGAUGAGAUUCGACACAACAAAAAGUACUACUCAUAUUUUAAGGAUUGCAUUGGUGCGAUAGACGGUACUCAUAUUAGUGUUGCUGUCCCGGUUCCAGAUCAAACCCGAAGUGCACAUGAUGCUUGGGUAUUUGAAGUAGCAAGAUCAAAUCCCAACUUGGGAUUUCCUCAUCCACCUCCAGGUUAUGCAAGUCAACUAGGAUAUUUAACACCAUUUCGAGGUGAAAGAUAUCAUUUACAAGAUUUUGAAGGGGAUAAAGGGCGUGCAACUACAGUGAAGGAGUUGUUCAACCACCGGCAUUCUUCUUUACGGAAUGUCAUUGAAAGGUCAUUUGACGUGUUGAAAAAUAGGUUUCAAAUUUUAAGGUUAAUGAAACCUUAUGACAUUAAGGAUCAAGCCGCAAUUAUAGUAGCAUGUUAUGGACUGCACAACUACAUCAAAGAAGAACAAUGGCAAGAUGAAUUAUUUGAAGAGUAUGGGAAUGAACAACCAGUGGAAGAUAAACUAAAUCCAGUUCAUCAAACUUUUGAGCAAACUGGUUUAACUGUACCUCAAAGGGUAGGGACAAGAAUUAUGAAUGAGCUUCGAAUAAUUAUUGCAAAUAGUAUGGCUAGAAGAAGGAAGUUAGCGCAGAUUCCAGUUGAAUAG